GCGGGGCCUGGCUGGAGGGUGGUGGCCCGGCGGGGGCGGGGGCGGGGCCGGCCUCUGGCUCCUUUUUCCUCCGCAUGUGGCUGGCGGCCGCAGAGCAGUUCAGUUCGCGCACUACUCGCCGCCCGCGUCUCUUUCGGGCUCUCCUCGCGUCACUGGAGCCAUGGCGUUCGCCGAGACCAACCCGGCGGCAUCCUCCCUGCCCAACGGCGACUGUGGCCGCCCCGGGGCGCGGCCCGGAGGGAACCGGGUGACGGUGGUGCUGGGCGCGCAGUGGGGCGACGAAGGCAAAGGGAAGGUGGUGGAUCUGCUGGCGCAGGACGCCGACAUCGUGUGCCGCUGCCAGGGAGGAAAUAAUGCUGGCCAUACAGUUGUUGUAGAUUCUGUGGAAUAUGAUUUUCAUCUUUUACCCAGUGGAAUAAUUAAUCCAAAUGUUACUGCAUUCAUUGGAAAUGGUGUGGUAAUUCAUCUUCCCGGAUUAUUUGAGGAAGCAGAGAAAAAUGUCCAAAAAGGAAAAGGUCUGGAAGGCUGGGAAAAAAGGCUUAUCAUAUCUGACAGAGCUCAUAUUGUGUUCGACUUUCAUCAAGCAGCUGAUGGUAUCCAGGAGCAGCAGAGACAAGAACAAGCAGGAAAAAAUUUGGGUACCACAAAAAAGGGCAUUGGCCCAGUUUAUUCUUCCAAAGCUGCUCGGAGUGGACUGCGGAUGUGUGAUCUGGUUUCUGACUUUGAUGGCUUCUCUGAGAGGUUCAAAGUUCUGGCUAACCAAUACAAAUCUAUAUACCCCACUCUGGAAAUCGACAUUGAAGGCGAAUUACAAAAACUCAAGGGUUAUAUGGAAAGGAUUAAACCAAUGGUGAGAGAUGGAGUUUACUUCCUCUACGAGGCCCUGCAUGGACCACCAAAGAAAAUCUUGGUAGAAGGUGCAAAUGCAGCACUACUAGAUAUUGAUUUUGGAACUUACCCUUUUGUGACCUCUUCGAACUGUACAGUUGGAGGUGUCUGUACCGGGUUGGGAAUGCCCCCUCAAAAUGUUGGAGAAGUGUAUGGGGUCGUGAAAGCUUACACAACUAGAGUUGGCAUUGGUGCCUUCCCAACAGAGCAAGACAAUGAAAUUGGAGAAUUAUUACAAAAAAGAGGUCGAGAGUUUGGGGUAACCACUGGAAGGAAAAGAAGGUGUGGCUGGCUGGACCUGGUUUUGCUCAAAUAUGCUCAUAUGAUUAAUGGAUUUACUGCGUUGGCACUUACCAAAUUGGAUAUUUUGGACAUGUUUACGGAAAUCAAAGUUGGAGUUGCUUACAAGUUAGAUGGUGAAAUCAUACCUCAUUUCCCAGCAAACCAAGAAGUCUUAAAUAAAGUUGAAGUUCAGUAUAAGAUGCUCCCAGGUUGGAACACAGAUAUAUCAAAUGCAAGGACAUUUAAAGAACUACCUGUUAAUGCACAAAAUUAUGUUCGAUUUAUUGAAGAUGAGCUUCAGAUUCCAAUUAAAUGGAUCGGUGUAGGUAAAUCCAGAGAGUCUAUGAUUCAACUCUUCUAA
Messenger RNA from Zalophus californianus (California sea lion), 1531 nucleotides. It is a transcript of the gene ADSS2, whose product is annotated as adenylosuccinate synthase 2. Gene Ontology annotation, molecular function: GTP binding; adenylosuccinate synthase activity. Gene Ontology annotation, cellular component: cytoplasm. The record is from RefSeq and is a predicted model, not a curated record. The transcript has 13 exons. The coding region runs from base 161 to 1531 and encodes 456 amino acids. NCBI's taxonomy places the organism in Eukaryota, Metazoa, Chordata, Mammalia, Carnivora, Otariidae. Gene Ontology annotation, biological process: IMP metabolic process; 'de novo' AMP biosynthetic process.